UAUGCCACGUCGGUGGGAAGAAGAAGAAGCCGGGCUGAGGGUGGAGUCAACGGCAACAACAUGUAUAGCUGAUUUUCGAUCCCCUUUCUAAAUUAUAGAGACAGGCCACCGCUGAAGCCCCAUCGCGAACCCUCCCGUCACCUCUCAAGAUGCGUCACACCUUCGUAUUCGGAGCGCUCCUUUGCCUGUUUUCUCAUCCGUCAGACAGUUUGUCAGAUGACAAAGUGAGGCUGAAAGACGUUCAGGUUCUCACGCUGCGGCAGGGACAGUACACCACCGGUCGCCGGUCCCAUCCGGUGCCCCAGCUGAACUGCCGCGGUGGUAGCGCGGGCUGCCAGGAUCAACCUUCGGUUGUUCAGUGCUACAACCGCGGAAGCGACGGCCGGGACGCACAGUGGGAAUGCAAGGCCGAGAUGAAGAAAUCGCAGAAAUUCGGAUUGAUUCAAGUGACGUGCGAAGGGUACGAUUAUCCUCAAGACGAAUACAUACUGGUGGGAUCUUGCGGGCUGGAGUACUAUCUGGAGAGAACAGGUUUCUUCAGUGGAUCAUCGCCGAGCGUAAGUGGGCAGCACAGGCACAAUGGACACGCGCGCUCGACCAGCGCAUUCUGGUCCCUCCUGAACGUGAUCUUUUUCGUUCUUGCGGCGCUCGGAUUCUGCUUUUUCUGCCUCUGCUGCUUGUACCUGUGUGAUGCGGACGCCCACCAUUACAACCAACGGCGCUCAGCGUACGGCGCUGGCUACCGACCACUCGUAAUCCAAUCCGGGGCCUGCCACGGGUCACCGCCCCCUGUUCUCGGCAUGUACGGCAUCCCUCCGCCUUACUCGGCAAGCCAGUAUCUGAACACGAACUACGCGCGCAGUGCUCAAGGUAGCGCCCGGACUUUGGUACACAGCAAACACCUGCCGCCCGCGGGAACCCCCAAGCCUCGGCGACAGGCAAGAAUAACAAUCAAUCGGACUAUGAGGUGCGGUCCGGUAAUCUCGCCCGCAAGGACAUCAGAAGGACCUGGCUUCUGGACUGGUGCGGCUACGGGCGGUCUACUAGGCUACCUGUUCGGGAAUAGGGGCUGCGACACAGGCGAAAGGACAGUGCAUGCUGCUCCCAUUGAAAGAACUUUUGAGCCGGCGUCGUUCUUUGGAAACGCUUGUACGAGUGACGGAUACACAGCUACUGAUGUUGGCAAUGUGUUGAGCGAUGUGAUUACAUCUGCUGGCUUUGGAGGAACCGACAGGAGGUAGUCGUGAAAUGUGUCGUUCUGACUCGGCGAAUAAAAAUUACCAGCGCAUCAUAAUUCAAAUUAUGACAUCAUUUACUUUAGCUAUUUAAAACAAUCACAAUAGGAUAAACAAUGCAAUAAAAAUUUGAUGUGAUAUCAAAA
Dermacentor albipictus is the source of this 1381-nucleotide messenger RNA. Lineage: Eukaryota; Metazoa; Arthropoda; Arachnida; Ixodida; Ixodidae. The record is from RefSeq and is a predicted model, not a curated record.